This is a messenger RNA of Penicilliopsis zonata CBS 506.65, 1854 nucleotides long. RefSeq lists its product as hypothetical. Bases 258 to 1781 code for a protein of 507 amino acids. Gene Ontology annotation, biological process: regulation of DNA-templated transcription; DNA-templated transcription. Gene Ontology annotation, molecular function: transcription cis-regulatory region binding; DNA-binding transcription factor activity, RNA polymerase II-specific; zinc ion binding. The record is from RefSeq and is a predicted model, not a curated record. Gene Ontology annotation, cellular component: nucleus. The transcript has 4 exons. Lineage: Eukaryota; Fungi; Ascomycota; Eurotiomycetes; Eurotiales; Aspergillaceae.
UCGACACCGUCGCCAUGCCACGCAGAAAGAUCGCCGCCUGCAUCCAUUGCCGGCAGAUGAAGGUAGUAUUCCGUUGAUUAGUGAUUCUUGAUAAAUCCUGAGCUGUUCUUGAUUAGUUGCGAUGUGAUGCCCCUCAGAGGUUUCCUGCCGCUUGCUCGAGAUGCGCCCGGAAAGAGCUGGCCUGUUCGGUCGACCCGGGCUUCAAGCGAAUAGCACGCAGGGAGUAUAUAUCCACCGUUGAGCGCGAGUUUCGCUCGAUGAAGGAGCGCCUGGAUGCCACGCCCGUUGAAGAGACAGCGCCGUCAGCUCCGUCAGCUCCGUCAGCUCCGUCAGCGUCGCCAGAGAUCAACGAGAAUCCAUGGGCGAUUGAUUCCUCAUGGCCAGACUCUGUUGCUUUGGACGGUAUUAUUCUCGAUCGCGAUACUGUGGCUGACCUCGUCGCAGAAUUCUUUCAUCAUUACCAUCCCCAUUUCCCCAUUCUUGGAGAUGGAAGAGACCUUUUAAUCAGCCAGCCACCGUCGUCGCUUCUCUUCUGGACCGUCAUGAUGAUUGCCAGCAGGACAUGUCCCGGUCGUCGACCGCUGUACGCCUCACUAACAGCGGCAGUCCGCCAGCGCGCAGCACUCAUGCCAUCACCACGAGAACAGUCCCUACCAGUUAUCAUAGCUUUACUCUUGCUCUGUUACUGGCCUCCGCCCUUUGAUGCGAGGGACCAGGACGAUUCCUGGACCUACGCGGGGAUGGCGGUGACAUACGCCCUGCGUCGGGGGUUACACCGGCCCUUGCACGCGGGUGAUUUCAUUUACCAGCCCGAGGGAGACGAGAUGGAGACCCGACGACGGACCACAGUGUGGCUGGGGUGUUUCAUUGUUUCUCAAAGUGUUGGAGUCCUUCAUGGCCUCCCUCCCCUCUUACAACCAAACCACUGCGUGCGGACGAUGCUGGCAUCCCCGCCCGUCUGGCUACCCCCCGUGCUACACUUUUAUCUGCGCAUCGCCCACGAGACACACCGGGCGUGUAGCAUGCUAGGAGAUGAUCUGGCGAGUAGCAACGGGCUGUUGUCCCGUCCGGGGACCCUGAUGCGCAUGUUAGACGCCGAUUUGCGUGCUUGGGAGGCCAGCGAGGGAGCGCACUGGUCGCGGGCGUGGAGGCAAUCCCUCCUCGCCACGAGACUGCGCGUGUAUUGUUUCGCUCUUGUCGAUAGCAGCGAUGACGGCUCUCGGGCUCUGUUCUUAUCUUCUGCAUACACGGCUGCGAUGAGCGUCUUACAGCUCGCGAGCGAAUCGCAGGAUCAUGUGCCUUACUGGUCUAUCUUCCAGGAAAAGGAGAUUCUGGAUAGUAUAUUCGUUUUACUGAAAUUAGUAUCUCAGCAGGGUACCGAGAUGGAAAACAUGUUUGAUCGCGACGCUGCCCGCCGUCUCAUCGGACAGACCUGGGCGCUGCUCAAAUCCCAAUCGCAGACGCCCCGCGAUCAUCUCGGGCGUAUCUGUGCCGUGAUAGAUUUCCUGCUUAACAAGGAGAGAAAUACCGACGAGGACGGCCCGGCCCGGCCAGGACAGCAAGUCACUGCGCGGCUGAGUUCGAACGCGAUGGUGGAUGGGAUCUGGCGGGCGCGAGAUCGCUUCAGUCAGGCUGUUCGAGCGCAGCGGCCGGUGGACUAUACGGCGGCGAGUGAUGCUGUCAAUGGGUUGAGUGGGCAGAAUGAUGCGUUUCUGCAUUCGCCGAACUGGGAGGCGAUGCUUAACGAGUGGGCGAUGGAUCUGGCGGAGUUUGGACUGUAAAGGAUUCCUACUAAUGGUAUUGUCUGUAUUCCAUAGUAAUAGUUCCAUGUAGAAUUGAUUUGAGGUGUUGUAG